Molecule: messenger RNA, 1905 nt
Organism: Cavenderia fasciculata
Lineage: Eukaryota; Evosea; Eumycetozoa; Acytosteliales; Cavenderiaceae
Gene: gacN
Product: RhoGAP domain-containing protein
Exons: 6
Coding region: 1-1905 (634 amino acids)
Biological process (GO): regulation of GTPase activity; signal transduction
Cellular component (GO): cytoplasm
Source: RefSeq, a predicted model, not a curated record
AUGGCAAAUAAAACAUUAAAAAAGAUAUUGAAACCAGGAGAGAGGAAAAAGAAACAAAAGUUGGCAGGAGCAAAUGCAGUAAAGAAACUGGUUGCCUAUAUAGAGACUAAUUGUCUAGAUUUGGAGGGUAUUUGUAGAAUUUCAGGUAAUGCAAUCAGAGUCAAGGAAUUGGCAAAACAAUUGGAAAAUGAGGAAGAUGUUGAUUUAUCAAAGAUUCCAGAUAAACAUACAGUUAGUGGAGCAUUGAAAAUGUUCCUAAGAGAGAUGGAUGAACCCAUUCUAACAUUUGAUUUGUACAAGAAUUUCCUUGGUGGUUAUGACAUUAGAGAUAGAAAUGCCAAGAUCUCAUUCUUUAAAUCAUUAUUAAGUGCAUUACCAAAAGACAAUUACGAUACUUUACAAUUAAUCCUUAAAUUAUUAUAUACUCUUCAAUUGUAUCAUGAAAAGAAUAAGAUGACAAGUGGAAAUUUGGCAAUUGUAUUUGCACCAACAUUACUUAGACCAAAGGAAGAAUCAUUAGAGACAAUGAUGAAUUCAACCAAUUAUACAACCGAGAUUGUCAAAUGUUUGAUCGAAGAAUUCAAUGUAUUGUUUGAAUUGAAUAAUACACCGAUCCUCUACAAACUAAAGUCAUCUGAAUUGAUUGGAAAAGAAAAGACAGUUCAAGAGCAAUUGGAAGAGGCCAAGGCCACCAUUGAAAGCCUAUUGAAACAAGCAAGUGAAGAGGCCAAUGAAAGAGCUGUUUUGGAAACCUAUGCAAAUCAAACAAACAAUAGAUUACAAGAGGAAAUUGAAUUAAGAAAAAUGACAAUCGAAGAAAAAGAAGGUUUAAGUGAAUUAUGUGAAGAAUUAAAGGAAAAGAGUAAAUCAGUUGAAGAAAAGAACAAAUUACAAUCACAAGAGAUUGAUGAAUUAAAAAAGAAAUUAGAGGAAACCAACAACAAACAAACCAAAUUGGAUACGGAAAGUACGUCAAAUUUAAUACCUUGUGUUUUGUUUUUCGCAGUUGCAUCAUCAUUUAUUGCUGCUCAUCAUUAUCUUGUUGGAGAAAUGAAUAAAUCAAAGGUUGAAAUUGAAUCACAAUGUAAAUUAUUAAAGGUUGAUUUGGAGAAACAAACAAAGAUGGUGGAAUUGGAAAAGAAAAAAGUCAAGGAAUUGGAGGAUCACGCCAAGGUCAACGAAAAUGAACAAAAGAAGAAAUCCAAGGAAUUAGAGGAUCAAAUUGUAUUAUUAAAAACCAGCGACAUUGAACAAAAAAAGAAAUCAAAGGAAUUGGAAGAUCAAAUGGUUUUGUUAAAAAAGGAAAAUACAACAAUCAUCACUUUGAAACAAGAGGCAGAAAAAUUAACAAGAGAAUCAAAAUUAAAAUCUGAUCAACUUUUACAAAUAACAAAAGAAAGAGAUGAUUUUAAAAUUCAAUUGGAUAAUAGUAAAAAUAAUAAUAAUAAUAAGAAAGGAUCGUCGUCAUCAUCAUCUUCACAACAAAAGGAAAUUGAUAAUUUAACAAAGAAAUUAAAAGAAUCUGAAACAAAGAAUGAAAAAUUGGAAAAGGAAUUAAAGGAAAAAGAUAAACAGUUGGCUGCUGCUCAUUCAAGUUCCACUUCGACCACGUCGACGACUGUUUCUUCGGCAAGUUUUGUAAUUGGUAAAAAGCCAGUCAAAGAUACCAAAAAGGAAACAAAAACCAAAGAGAAAGCACCUACACUACAAGACGAGGAUGAUAUCAUGUCGGUCAAACAAUUUGCAUUCUAUUGGAUGAUAACAUCUGUCAAAACAGAUGCUAUGCUCCAUGGUAAAAACUGUAAUAUUAUAUCAAGCGAAAUAUUUGAUGAACUUUUGGCAAAACGUACAAGAGUCAAUCAAUGGCAAGAAGUCAUUAACAAAAAGUUAAGUGAAUUAAAUUAA